Athene cunicularia (burrowing owl) is the source of this 1864-nucleotide messenger RNA. RefSeq lists its product as uncharacterized. The record is from RefSeq and is a predicted model, not a curated record. The coding region runs from base 896 to 1864 and encodes 322 amino acids. Lineage: Eukaryota; Metazoa; Chordata; Aves; Strigiformes; Strigidae. The transcript is spliced from 2 exons.
UCUCCCCAGUGCCAGCUCAGCUUGCCCUGUCCUUGCUUGGCUGCCUCUUUCCAGACCCAAAUCGCUGCCAAGCCCCUGCUGCAGUCCCCCAACCCCGAGUUGCUGCUCUCCUGGGGCCCCUACCUGGCUUCUGCCAUCUCAGAUGUCUUUUGGUGAAGGUGAAUGUCUGAAAAACAUCCUCAUCUCAUGGACCAAAGGGAAUCUGGGCUGGGACUGACCAUCUGAAGAUCAGCCCUGCUCUCACAGCUGGAAGGAACCUGCCUUGCCUCGAGCCCAGUGACGCACCAAUGAGCCAGGCCAGCCAGAGGCUGCAACUAAACCCCAUCACAGCCACAUGGUGCUGGGCCCCCUCAACCCCCCUGCGAUCCCAGACGGAGUUUGCAAGACCCCUUGCAGCUGACAGCGUGCUCUCAGAGCUUCGGAGGCAGAGCAGGGGCACCCGGGAUUGAAGGGAAGGAUGGGCUAAGGAAAGCAGCCCCCUGCACUUGACACUGAAUAGAGAUGUCCUGCUAUAAAAUAAUGGAAGAAUUUUAUUCUUUGCCAAAACACUGAAUCCUUCCUUCUUCACACAAGCCUCCCGAGUGUUGAUCUGUUGGCUCUGAAUUGCAAGGAGCUGCCUUUGAAUCCAGCAGCUCGGAGGCUUGUUCUUUUAAGGAUGCCUGACCCACUAAACCCCCCCCCCCCAGUUGAUGGGCUGUUACCUGGGCCCCUGCAGCAUCUACCCCAAGAGUCGUGGCCAGACCUGCCCUUGCCUCAACCCUCUUGAAAGGAAGAGAGGGGAAGAGCCCUCCCAAACCCCAGGGCGACAUGGAGCCAUCGCUUUCCCCAUCUCCGCUUCUUGCAUUCGUGCUGCUUAAAGCCAAGAGGUGGCUGGACACAAAUUGCACCCCUGGACAUGUUGUGGGUACCACAGCUCCACGGGAGCCCGGCUGAGUUGUUCUCCGUGACAGGCAGCAAAGUCUCCGUGGUGCAGCAAAGGCCCUUCGCCGGCUCCAGCACAGCCCAGCGAUACCCAGGUGAUUGCUGGAGCUUCGUUAUCUGCCGUAAUUCGCAGCAGAACGAGGGCACCAGAGGCACUGUGAGGACUGGCUUCCAGAAGCUGAUGGGAGGAAGAGGAGACAGGGAGGAGAAGCUGGGAGUGGACGUUUUUCAGCCAAAAGCUCACUUGUCACUAGAAGUCAGUGGCGUUCCCAGGGGGAAAUACAGGUUCCAGCUACACCCUGGGCUGUGCCAGCGCCUCUGCCCAGCUCCCACGGCCGGCUCGGCAUCAGAGGAUGCUCAGGACUGUCCGUGCUGGGACAUGAAGGGGGAGAGUCUCCUCAAACCUGCCGCCUGGGACCCCGGUGGGCAUGGGGACACUCGCCAUCACUACCCUGCACCCUGCAAGGAGCUGGGUGCCCUCACCCCCAAGGCCUCCCACCUCACUCUCUGCAGACCAGGGAGGCAUCGAGCUCGCCGCCCAGCCCCGGCAGCGUUGGGCCCUGCCUGGUGCCCCCCCGGACAGGCUUUUCUGCAGGAUCUGGCCGGCGGCAUCUCCACGGAUCAAGUGCCUACGGAGGGAAUCACACGCCGUCACCUCCAGCGUGGCUGCAAUGCCCGUGGAGCCCAUCUGAAACCUGUUGCCUUUCGCUCCCUCCCUCAGUGUGUAGCAGCCUUGCCACAUUUCAGCAGGUUUCUUUUUUGUGUCUGUAUGUCUGGUUGGGGAGACAGGAGGGAAAAUGGUGUCGGGGACCGUGAACACUCCCCAGUCUCUUCUCUCGGGGUCCCCAGCGUGGUGCUGCAGGUUUGCUGGCCGGGUGCCUCGGCACAGUCGUGUUCUCUGUUGCAGAAUUGUUGUUGUCCCAGUAAAUCACAGCCUGCUUGA